Colletotrichum karsti is the source of this 663-nucleotide messenger RNA. RefSeq lists its product as uncharacterized. The transcript has 2 exons. NCBI's taxonomy places the organism in Eukaryota, Fungi, Ascomycota, Sordariomycetes, Glomerellales, Glomerellaceae. The record is from RefSeq and is a predicted model, not a curated record. The coding region runs from base 1 to 663 and encodes 220 amino acids.
AUGUCUUCUUCCGAAAGCGGCAACGAGCCCAAGCCUCUCACCGAGCGUGAGUUGGAGAUCCUCAAGAACGCCUGGAAUUGCAUGAAAACUGCUCCGGAGAUUGACUACCCCAAGCUGGCCGAGGCCUGCGGCAUGACCAACCCUCGCUCCGCCUCCAACGCCUGGUCCGCCAUCAAGAAGAAGCUCUUCUCCGACCUCCCUGCCGCCGUCGACGAGGACGGCAACCCCGUCACCCCCGCCAAGCGCAAGCGUGCCACCCCUGCCAAGAAGAAGGCCGCCCCCGCUCCUGCCGCCGAGGACGACGAAGACGAGCUCCAGGCCGAGACCGAGGAGAAGCUUGUCGUCCAGACCCCCGUGAAGAAGAAGCGUACCCCGGCCAAGAAGAAGACCGCCGCCGCCGCCGCGGCUUCCACCGACGCUGAGGCUGACGCCGAGGACUCCACUGCGCCUGGUACUCCGGCUAAGAAGAAGCGCGCUACUCCCGCUAAGAAGCGCGGCCCCAAGGCCAAGAAGGAGGAGGACGAGGAUGCUACCGCUGCUGAGGAGGACGGUGCUGCCGAGGCUGCCAAGGGCGCUCCUGCUCAGGAGGCCAAGUUCGCAGUCAAGGACGACGUUCCCGAGGACGUCGCCAUGGAGAACGGCCAGGACAAGGCCGAGAUCUAA